This is a messenger RNA of Linnemannia hyalina, 1026 nucleotides long. The record is from the annotation of a GenBank genome assembly. Lineage: Eukaryota; Fungi; Mortierellomycota; Mortierellomycetes; Mortierellales; Mortierellaceae.
AUGGUUCAGAACAAGUCUGCUGUCUUCUUGAAGUACCCUACCGAGUACCCCGUCCCCGGCGAGCACAUGGAGAUCCAAUCCAAGGAGCUCACCGUUGAACUCAGGGACAACGAUGUCCUCCUCCGCAACCUUUACUUCUCCCUCGACCCCUACAUGCGCGCAAGGAUGAGAAAUGUAAAGUCGUACGUCCCCGGAUUCCAGGUCGGCGAGGCCAUGUCAGGCUACGGAAUCUCCGAGGUCAUUGAAUCCAAGAACGAGGCUUUCCCUGUCGGAGCCAUUGUCAGCGGAUUCAUCGGUUGGCAGGAGUACUCUGUCAUCCCUGGUGCCUCUGGACUUCGUAUCCUCCCCGGUGCUCGCGAGUCCCCCAUUCCCCUCUCUACCCACCUUGGCGCCCUUGGCAUGCCCGGAUUGACGGCGUAUGCGUCGCUCAAGAUCAUCGGCCAGCCCAAAGCCGGUGAAACCAUCUUUGUCUCCGCCGCCUCAGGAGCAGUCGGCCAACUCGUCGGUCAGAUGGCCAAGAAACUCGGUCUUCGCGUUGUCGGCUCUGCCGGUUCCGACGAUAAGGUCGACUACCUCCUCAAGGAGUUGAAGUUCGACGCCGCCUUCAACUACAAGAAGAACGGCACCAUCCUCGAGAACCUCAAGCGUGCCGCUCCCGAGGGAAUCGACAUCUACUACGAGAACGUCGGAGGAGAGACCCUCGAGGCUGCUCUGGAGGUCAUGAAGAACCAUGGCCGUGUCAUUGCCUGCGGCAUGAUCUCCCAGUAUAACACCCAGGAGCCAUAUGGUAUCCGUAACUUGUCCCAUAUUGUCUCCAAGAGGAUUACUAUGCGGGGAUUCAUUGCUAGCGAUUUUGCUGGAGAGAGUGAGGUGUUUGGAAAGGAUGUUGGAUCGUGGUUGAUCAACAAGGAGAUUAUUUACAGGGAGGACAUUGCUGAUGGCAUUGAUGCCUCGCCCGAGGCCUUUUUGGGUAUGUUGCAGGGCAAGAACUUUGGCAAGGCUGUCGUCAAGAUCGCUGACCUUUAA